AUGGCGUCAUAUAAACAUGCCUCCAAGCGCAAUGCGCAAAGUUUAACUAUUUCUAGCAAUAAUACGCCCAUAAAGUCAGCCAAAUCUAAAUCGAUGAAACAGAAUGAUACACCUAAUAUGUUUGUUCAACAAGAGACACAAGAGAGGGAAAAUAAUACGCAAUUAGAUGAAAUACACGAAUUGCUAAAAGUGAUGGCCAGGAAGUUAGACAAGCUUGACAUUAUCGAAGAGAAAGUCAAGUCUGCCGAAGAAGAGAUGAAAGGAUUAAAGCAAUCUUUGGAGUACGCAUAUGCAGAAAUUGAUGAUUUGAAGCAUCAGCAAGAAUUAUCAAAAAUAUGCGAUGAAGAAACAAAGAAACGAAUUAAGAAUCUGGAAAAUGAAAAUACCGCACUACAUGAUAGCAUUGCUGUCCUUAAAGCAAGUUCAAUGAGAGACAAUUUAGUCUUUUAUAAUAUUAGCGAACAGGAGAGGGAAGAUACAACUGCGAUUAUUCAUAGCCUACUCGAAGAGAAAUUUGAAGUACGUGAUGCGGCAAAUAUGAUAAAGAUUGACCGAUCCCACCGUAUUGGAAGGAAAGUUCAGACCAAUGCGAAACCUAGGCCAAUAGUGGUGAAAUUCAAUUACUUCCAGGACAGGGAAUACAUACGAAAGAAUGCGAGAAAGCUGAAAGGAACGAGAAUUGGCGUUUCCCAACAAUUCCCAGAAGAAAUUGAAAGAGUUAGAAAAGCACUCUAUCCAGAAUAUAAGAAGGCAAAAACAGAAAAGGAAAGGGCUAGGAUGGUCAGGGACAAACUUAUUAUUGAAGGUGUUGUUUUUAAUUUGACAUAA
Messenger RNA from Paramuricea clavata, 828 nucleotides. The record is from the annotation of a GenBank genome assembly. Lineage: Eukaryota; Metazoa; Cnidaria; Anthozoa; Malacalcyonacea; Plexauridae.